This is a messenger RNA of Cuscuta epithymum, 1770 nucleotides long. Lineage: Eukaryota; Viridiplantae; Streptophyta; Magnoliopsida; Solanales; Convolvulaceae. The record is from the annotation of a GenBank genome assembly.
CUCCCAGAGAGGUAGGUAGCUUGGCUCCGCAAUUAUUAAACCUCCAACAACGGCCAUCGCCCAGAAGACGACAACUCCACGGCGGGCCAAUGGGUGUCACCACCACAACUACCAUUUCCACCCCCGCUUGCGCUUGCAUCGGUGAUACCGAACGUACGGGCCUGCUUAAUCCUAAGGUUCCCAAAGAUUCUUAUCACUUGGGUUACAUCAUCUACUUCACCCUCGGUGCUGGCUAUCUUCUUCCAUGGAACGCGUUUGUCACUGCCGUGGAUUACUUCUCCUACUUCUACCCGGACGAAUCUGUAGACCGGGUCUUUGCCGUGGUCUACAUGGUGGUAGGCUUGAUUUCCCUUCUGGUCGUUAUAGCAUUGGCGCACAAAUCGAACUCCUUCGUGAGGAUAAACGUGGGGCUUGCUCUAUUUGUGCUGGCUCUGCUCGCCGUUCCAUUGAUGGAUGUGUUCUAUGUGAAGGGGAAUAUUGGGGUCGCAGGUGGGUACUAUAUAUCCGUGGGGCUGGUGGGGAUUUCUGGACUUGCCGACGGGUUGGUUCAGGGCGGAGUCAUUGGAUCCGCGGGGGAGUUGCCUGACCGGUACAUGCAGGCUGUGGUUGCUGGCACUGCCGCCUCUGGCAUCCUUGUUUCUCUGCUAAGAAUCUUGACCAAAGCGGUUUAUCCACAAGACGCUCAAGGGCUGAGGAAAAGUGCAAACCUUUAUUUCAUCGUUACCAUUGCUGUGAUGGCACUGUGCAUUAUUUUUUACAACGUAGCACACAAACUCCCAGUGAUUCAAUACUACAAUCAACUUAAAGCUCAGGCAGUGAAUGAGGAGAAAGAAGAGAAGGGCAACUUGGGAACCACCAAGUUAUGGAUAUCAACCUUGGGGGACGUUUUUGGGACAAUAAAGUGGUAUGGGUUUGGCAUCCUCAGUAUAUAUAUUGUAACAUUAUGCAUUUUCCCUGGAUAUAUCACGGAGGACGUGCAUUCUAAGAUUCUCAGUGAUUGGUAUCCAGUCCUGUUAAUCACAUGCUACAAUGUGUUUGAUUUGGUUGGCAAGUCCUUAACAGCUGUUUAUACUAUUGGGGAUGCAAAGGCUGCUAUAGCUGCCUCCUUUGCUAGGUUGUUGUUUCUGCCUCUUUUCUAUGGUUGCUUGCACGGACCCGAGUUCUUUAGGACUGAGCUUCCAGUUAUGGUACUGACAUGCCUUUUGGGACUUACAAAUGGAUACCUAACUAGUGUGUUGUUCAUACUGGCUCCCAAAACUGUCCUGUUGCAACAUGCAGAGACAGCAGGGCUGGUUCUAGUGCUGUUCUUGGUGAUUGGGCUGGCUGUUGGUUCUAUCUUAUCCUGGUUCUGGGUCAUAUAGUGUUAUGGGAGUUCUUUUCACUUUUAGUUCCGUCUUUAGUCUCUGACUAUUGUGACAAAUUCAUUUGGUCCUUCGACUAGUGACACUUGUUCCUCCACUUAGUAUUAUGUCGAGAGUCAUUACAAGUGUUAUCACAAUAGUCGAGGUAUCAAAAGUGUGUGAGAUAAAAUGUUACUGACACAGUAAUGGGAGGGAAGUGGGAAAAACUGAGGUCCCUGUCAAUUGUAAAAUAAAUGUCCUUCCAUUGGUGUAGUCAGGAUGAAUGUAUCUUUAUUUCCCUUGGGUUUUAGUACACAUGUAUGUGCCAAUUGUUCUCUUAUACUUUGUACUACUUAUUAGACUUGGAAACUUCAUAGUUCAUAUAUUCAUAUACCAGGUUAUGAUAACCUCGUGGCGGGGUGUUAAUUAG